Molecule: messenger RNA, 2404 nt
Organism: Rhododendron vialii
Lineage: Eukaryota; Viridiplantae; Streptophyta; Magnoliopsida; Ericales; Ericaceae
Product: patellin-3
Exons: 4
Coding region: 151-2004 (617 amino acids)
Molecular function (GO): lipid binding
Source: RefSeq, a predicted model, not a curated record
CCCCCUUCUUCUCAUUUUAAAGGCAACUCCCCAAUUCCUUUUCUCCCACCCCUACUCUCUCUCUCUCUCUCUCUCUCUCUCUCCUUGUCUUUUGGUUUUCCUAGUCCAGUAUCUUGAUUUGAUCGGUUUAAUCGUUACUCGAUUCACCACAUGGCUGAAGAAACCCACAAAACGGCGGCCGCCUCAGAGCCAGCAACAGACGAAGUCGUGGUGGUUUCCGAUGUGCCAGAGGCGGAGGAACCUUCCGUAGUAGAGAAAGAGGCGCCGCCGCCGGCUCCCGAGCCGGAGCCGGAAGCUGCAUCGGAGAAACUAGCUGCGUUGGUGGAGGAAGUGGUGGAGGCCAAGGGGGACGAGGAGAAGAUCACCGAAUCGGCGUCGUUUAAGGAGGAGACCAACGUGGCUGGUGAGCUCCCGGACCCACAAAAGAAAGCCCUAGACGAGCUGAAACUGCUCGUUCAAGAAGCGCUUAAGAAGCACGAGUUCACCGCCCCGCCGCCCCCUCCGCCGGAAAAAGAGGAGGAGAAGCCGGCCGAGGCGGCCCCACCGGCUGAGAAGGAGGAGGAGGUGAAAGAGAAAGCUACCGAAGAAGAACAAAAACCCGAGGCAAAGACCGAAGUCCUUGAUGGUGCUCAGGGUGGGGUUGUGGAGGAAGAGCCUCCAAAACCUCUACCUCCACAACCCGAGCCUGAGGCGGCUGUUCCUCGGGCUCCGGUUUCAGAAGAGGAGGAGUCAACACCUGUUCCUCGGGCUCCGGUUUCGGAAGGAGAGAAAUCAGAGCCCGAGGCAGCACCUGCUCCCAAGCAGGUGGUUGUGGCUGAGGUAGUGGAAACUGUCACCGCUGCCGUCACAGUGGACGACGACGGUGCCAAGACAGUCGAAGCAAUCGAGGAAACAAUCGUUGCCGUUGCCGUCGCCACCGUCCCGGCUCCUCCUCCGCCGGCAGAAGAAGAGCCCUCCGCCACGGUCGAGGCCGUUCCUCCUCCGCCGCCGGAGGAAGUGUCCAUAUGGGGAAUCCCCCUCCUCGCCGACGAGCGAACGGACGUAAUCCUCCUCAAAUUCCUCAGGGCCAGAGACUUCAAAGUGAAAGAAGCCUUCACCAUGCUCAAGAACACCGUCAAGUGGCGAAAGGAAUUCGGAAUCGAAACCCUACUGGAAGAAGACCUAGGAACAGAGCUUGAGAAAGUGGUUUUCAUGGACGGGUUUGACAAAGAGGGGCACCCAGUUUGUUACAACGUGUACGGGGCGUUCAACAGCAAGGAGUUGUAUAUGAACACUUUCUCUGAUGAGGAGAAGAGGCAGAGGUUUCUGAGGUGGAGGAUUCAGUUCUUGGAGAAGAGUAUUAGGAAGCUUGAUUUCAGCCCAGAUGGGAUUUGCAGCUUUGCUCAGAUCAAUGAUUUGAAGAAUUCUCCUGGGCCAUUUAAGAGGGAGCUGAGGACGGCUACUAAUCAGGCACUGCUUUUGCUUCAGGAUAAUUACCCUGAGUUUUUGGCCAAACAGGUAUUUAUCAAUGUUCCAUGGUGGUACUUGGCCUUCUAUAGGAUGAUCAGUCCUUUCUUCACCCAAAGGACCAAGAGCAAGUUUGUUUUUGCUGGCCCUUCAAAAUCUGCAGAAACCCUCUUCAAAUAUAUUGCACCUGAACAAGUACCGGUACAGUAUGGUGGCCUUAGCCGGGAGGGUGAAUUCACAACCACUGAUGCUGCCACGGAGGAGAUUAUCAAGCCGGCUACCAAGCACACUGUCGAAUUCCCAGUUUCUGAGGCAUGCUCUUUGGUUUGGGAGGUGAGAGCCGUUGGAUGGGAGGUGUUCUAUGGAGCUGAAUUUACGCCUGAAACUGGAUACACCGUGAUCAUACAGAAGUCUAGGAAGAUUUCAGCAUCCGAGGAAACAGUGAUCUCCGAUAGCUUCAAGGUCGGUGAACCGGGCAAAGUGGUGCUCACAUUUGAUAACCAAACUUCUAAGAAGAAGAAGCUCCUAUUCAGGUCCAAGAUUAAGCCCUAUGAGUGAGCUUGAAUUUGCAUUUCUGGCUUAACUGGGAUUUCAAAGUCAAAUCAUUCAUUAGAAGGAAGCCAUUGGAGAUGCACAAUAAGAAGGGUUCUUUUGUUACUUCAACACAGUUUAUUAUUAUUUUUUUCUUUUUUUGGUGGAAAUUAUUUUCAAUUAUGAAUUCUUAGAAGUACUGGGGUGUUAUUUAUAUAUUUGUUGGGAUUUUUUUGUCGGGUUUUUUGGUUUGUUUUGUGAAAAAAGCUUGUGAAUUGGGUAUGCUGGAUGAGAGAAGACGACAUUUUGAGAUAUACAGAAGGGGGUUGGAAAUGUGCGGGCAUGUGGACAGGAAAAAUAUGUUACCAUUGUUUAUACUCCGCCUGUAAAAUUUAUUUGUGUAAUUUUGAUGAUCUCUCUCUCUCUC